UUUUUGUUUCUAAUUUUUAUUUCAACAAUGACGGCACCAGGAAAUACUUUGGUCGUUCACGUUGUCUCGGCUCGUGGUCUUUACGUCAAAGGCGGAAAAGCAGUUGAUGUUUACUGUUCUCUCUCCACUAUGGGCAAAGGCGCUUGGAAAAGCAAAGUGAGCACAAAUCAACUUAGGUUGGAUCCAUCAAUUCCUGAAACCGAACUUAAAUGGGAUGAACAUUGCGAAUUUCAACUUAACGAAAUGGAUACAAAAUUAGUCAUCCAUAUUAACCAUAAAACUUCAUUUGGCACAACAGAAACAUUGGGGGAAUAUAUUUUUCAAUUAGAAAGGAUGCCUAGAGUUCAACCUUUAGCUUGGUUUAAAUUAUCAAAAGCAGGAAGUGCUCUUAAUCCACAUACCACAACUUCUAAUAAAAAUAGAGGGCAAAUUCAAUUGGGCUUUCAAUUUUCUAAUUCACUCGGCAAUCGCGGGGCUACAUCUGUCUCUAAUAUGUCUUUAAAUAAAAUUGAUAAAGGUAAAUUAUAUCGCCUUCGUCGAAAAAUGCAACAAAUUGGUAGGAAGGCAACGGGUAUGGAUGAUACAAUAUCAAAUCAAGGAGAUGAUUCUCAAUCUUUUGCUUCUGUUUCAAUUAAUAACCAUCUUGGUAAUCAUCAUUAUGGGGCUGAUGAUCAUCGACGUUCUUCUCUUUUGUCUACAAAUUCCGCCGCUCAUUUGGCUCUUUCUUCACCAUCUCCUAAUCCCUCAACACAAUUAUUGCCUGAUGAUUUAACUUCUGGAAUUGGAAGGCAAUUAGCCGAUGAUGCAAUUUCUACACAAUCAACAACAUUUGGUGUUGGAGUGACACCUCGCCAUCCCUUUACUAAUCAAAAUGCGAAUUCUUUAUCUGUACAGAAUAUUCAAAUUAAUGGCUCAAAUCGUAAUAUUGGAGCUAAAGACCAAAGAAAUGCUUAUGCCAAUACAUCAAGUGAAUUACCUUCUUUUGAAAAACAACAUCUUCAUCCUAAUGCUUCUUCUCAAAGUUUUGAUUUUGAACAAAGCUCUAUAGAUGGAAAUCGUUCAAGUAUCUCCGGUGGUUCGGCUUUUGGUGGAAUAAUUGUUACUCCAACUUUGAUUAGAGAGGAGACUCUUUUAAAUGAUGAGGUUCUAUAA
This is a messenger RNA of Meloidogyne enterolobii, 1152 nucleotides long. The record is from the annotation of a GenBank genome assembly. NCBI's taxonomy places the organism in Eukaryota, Metazoa, Nematoda, Chromadorea, Rhabditida, Meloidogynidae.